Gadus chalcogrammus (walleye pollock) is the source of this 660-nucleotide messenger RNA. RefSeq names its product zinc finger protein 431-like. The record is from RefSeq and is a predicted model, not a curated record. Gene Ontology annotation, molecular function: DNA-binding transcription factor activity, RNA polymerase II-specific; RNA polymerase II cis-regulatory region sequence-specific DNA binding. The transcript is spliced from 2 exons. Lineage: Eukaryota; Metazoa; Chordata; Actinopteri; Gadiformes; Gadidae. Gene Ontology annotation, biological process: regulation of transcription by RNA polymerase II.
GCCUUGAGCUCGCUGUCCGCUGACCACAGCGUGGCCAAGAGCCUGAACUGCAGUGUGCGGCUCGUCCGCCUUGAGGAGCUGACUGGGCAUCGGGGAGGCCGCAAGGGACGGCCCGGUGUCUUGUGUGGAAAGGUUAUUCCCAACAAUGCCAAUAUGAUCGUCCACAAGAGGACUCACUCCGGGGAGAAGCCCUACAAGUGUGACCAAUGCAUGAAGUGCUUCCGUCAGAAAGGCCCCCUGAAGCGCCACAUGAGGACUCACUCCGGGGAGAAGUCCUACAGGUGUGACCAAUGCACGAAGUGCUUCAGUCUGAAAGGCACCCUGAAGCGCCACAUGAUGACUCACUCUGGGGAGAAACCCUACAAGUGUGACCAAUGCACGAAGCGCUUCAGUCGGACAAGCCACCUGAAGAUCCACAUGAGGACUCACUCCGGUGAAAAGCCCUACAAGUGUGACCAAUGCACGAAGGGCUUCAUUCUGAAAGGCUCCCUGAAGAGCCACAUGAGGACUCACUCCGGUGAGAAGCCCUACUAGUGUGACCAAUGCACGAAGCGCUUCAGUCAGAAAAGCCACCUGAAUGGCCACAUGCUGACUCACUCUGGCGAGAAGCCCUACAAGUGUGACCAAUGCACGAAGCGCUUCAUUCGCGGCGGCUGGUGA